AUGGCGUCAACAAAGACUGCGAAGGGGAAGGCGCCUGCUAAGGCAUCAUCGAAAGAUGCUAAGGCCAAGGCAGCAAAGAAAGCGGCGUUGGCGGGCACGCAUGCGCACGGCGCGCGCAAAACGCGCUUUUCUGUCUCCUUCCGCCGCCCUAAAACUCUCCGUCUCGCCCGUGAUCCCAAGUAUCCUCGCAAGUCUAUUCCGCAUGCACCCCGGAUGGAUCAAUUUCGGACUAUCGUCUCGCCAUUAAACACCGAGUCAGCAAUGAAGAAGAUUGAGGACAACAACACUCUCGUUUUCAUUGUUGAUAUCAAGGCGAACAAGCGUCAAAUUAAGGACGCUGUGAAGAAGCUGUACGAUGUACAGGCGGCCAAAGUUAACACGCUCAUCCGCCCUGAUGGCAAGAAAAAGGCAUAUGUCAGGCUGACCCCAGACCACGACGCAUUGGAUGUCGCGAACAAGAUCGGCUUUAUCUAA
Fibroporia radiculosa is the source of this 474-nucleotide messenger RNA. RefSeq lists its product as uncharacterized. Gene Ontology annotation, biological process: translation; ribosomal large subunit assembly. Gene Ontology annotation, cellular component: cytosolic large ribosomal subunit; ribosome. NCBI's taxonomy places the organism in Eukaryota, Fungi, Basidiomycota, Agaricomycetes, Polyporales, Fibroporiaceae. The record is from RefSeq and is a predicted model, not a curated record. The coding region runs from base 1 to 474 and encodes 157 amino acids. The transcript is spliced from 5 exons. Gene Ontology annotation, molecular function: rRNA binding; structural constituent of ribosome.